Messenger RNA from Clonostachys rhizophaga, 414 nucleotides. NCBI's taxonomy places the organism in Eukaryota, Fungi, Ascomycota, Sordariomycetes, Hypocreales, Bionectriaceae. The record is from the annotation of a GenBank genome assembly.
AUGUCUCUCUCUGCUGUUGACCCUUCCGCUCCUGCCCCUGAUUGGGACAUUGAGUGGCCCGAUUUCUCGCCUCCUCCCGCAGCCCCAACCCCUCCUCCCCUUCCAGAAGUCGUUCAAUUCGACUUACUUUCGCCCCCUUCUCUUGAUGCUCUCAUGGAGGAAGGAGAUGCUCGCCUCGACCUCCUUCGAGAAAGUGUGAAGAAAGAUCGACUCGGGCAGUUUGUGGCCCAUCUCUCAAAUUCAACUAUGGACUGGUCCCUGUCCUUAGAAGAAUUGACGAAUGGCAAGUGCCUUGUCGAAGGCAUCGAUUGCCCUGGCACACAGCAUCUGGGCCUAGGGCAAUUAAGGCAACAUUAUAAUAAUAUCAAGCAUAAAGUACGGUCCCUGUGGCAAAACCGUAUUUCCAAGCACUAA